UAAUGAAACGCUAUCUCCCACCUCUGCCGGGCUAUGAACAUUUAGGAUACUUUUUAUAAAAACUAAAUUAUCGAUAGGCUGUCGGCUACGAAACACGUCAGGUGUUUCUCACACUGACUUGUGUCUCAGAGUAGAACGUUCCAAUCCCAACUGAUUUACGCUACGUUUAGGUAGGAGACUGUCCAGUUCAUAGUUAAUGACUCUUCGAGAUAAGAAUGGCAUAGUGAUGACACCUGAAUAGUUUGUGCUUUGCGCACGGUUUGCUAUACUUAUGACUUAGAUUUGUUAGGAACCAUAAACGUGUAGCAGGUGAGAGUAAAGCUGAUUCUUUGAAGAGACCAGUUGGCAUAACCCGUUCCGGUCGGUGUGUCAGUUGGAAUGAGUUUCAGUAAAUGGCUGAAUUGAUGCGGCUCUCCUGUUUCGUGUAGUGUUUUCACAUACAACAAAAUCCUCCUCCCACUUUGACAAGCUCUGAUCACACUGCGCGUGGUAGCUAACUUUGCUGCCCUUCACUGUUUCAUCGGUACGGUGGCUGACCAUGGAUUUUGAAUCUAAGAUUUACCCACAAAUAGGCGGCUAUGGAAGAUACAAUCGAAUUGUGACUAUUUUCAGUUGGUUCCCAAACUUUGCCGUGACACUGAACCUUUUCUGUGAUGUUUUCUACACUUUGACUCCCGAGUCUUUCCGCUGCAAACCCGACCCAAGUCUUCUACCGUCGGGUUUUCUACUCAGUAACUUAUCUAAACAAGCCUACCUCAACUUUACCAUUCCUUGGGACAAAGAAGGUGGACUAAGUCACUGCGAACUGUACAAGUACUCUUCUAACUACACGAAUAUCACGGAAAACAUACCAAGAGAGAGAGUACCGUGCACGAAAGGAUGGGAUUAUGCAAAACCGGCGGGGCUUCAGAGCAACUUUGUAACGGAGUGGAACCUUGUGUGUGGCGACUACUGGAAGAUUCCCCUCCAGCAUAUCUGUUUCAUGACGGGCUGGAUUCUGGGCUAUAUUCUUCUAGGCACCAUCUGUGACUGGCUUGGGCGGCGGCGAGCACUCCUCAUGUCUGUGUCCCUCUCAGGACUGCUGGGAGUGGCGGUGUGCGUGUCCAACAGCCCUGUGGCCUUCCUGCUUCUGCGGCUCUCUCAGGGGGCCAUGCUGGCAGGGGUGUUCCUCUCCUCCUACAUCGCUCGUCUGGAGGUGUGUGAUCCCCCUCAUCGUCUCAUGGUGUCCAUGGUCAGUGGCUUCUUUGCCAUGUUUGCAGAGUUGCUCUUGCCCGGACUGGCAGUGGUUUGCAGUGAUUGGCCAGUACUACAAGCAGUGGCUACUGUACCCUUGCUUCUCAUAAUCUCAUAUUGGUGCUGUUCCUCAGUGUUCCCGGAGUCUCCACGCUGGCUGCUGGCCACAGGUCAGAUCCCACAGGCCAAAAAGUCUCUGCAGAUCUUCGCUGUGCGGAAUGGCUUCUAUCUGAGUGAGGAGCUGUUCCCUGCCGAGAACUUGCUUUCAGAGAUGGACACAGCCUAUGGAGAGGACAGCGAGACGGAGUACCAUAGUGUGCUGGAGCUUCGUCACACCCGAGUCAUCUGGAGGAAUGGCCUCAUCCUUGGCCUCACUCUGUUCAUUGGCACAGGCAUCCAGUACUGCUUCACGCGUAACCUGCACAGUUACUCUACCCACUUCUACUUCAGCUAUUUCCUGCGCGUGCUGACGGGGGCGCUAGCCUGCGUCUUCCUCUGCCUGACCGUGGACCGCUUCGGCCGUCGUGGCAUCCUGCUGCUGGUUGCCAUAGUAACAGGCCUGUCGUCCCUGCUGCUGCUGGCGCUCACUCAGUACCUGCGGGGUGGGCUGAUACUGGUUCUGUCUGUAGUGGGCCUGCUGUCCUCCCAGGCCUUGGCUAUGCUGAGUGUGUUCUUCGCCAGUGAGGUGAUGCCCACAGUAGUACGUGGCGGCGCUCUUGGCUUGGUGAUGUCGGCGGGCUGCGUGGGCAUGGCGGCCUCCUCCUUGAUGGAGCUGCAGAACAACAGCGGCUACUUCCUCCACCACGUGAUCUUCGCCUCCUUCGCCGUGCUCUCCAUCCUCUGCAUCAUGCUGCUGCCCGAGAGCAAGCGCAAGCCGCUGCCCGACUCGCUCAAGGACGGCGAGUGCCAGCGGCGCCCGCCGCUUUUCCUGUCACGCGCCGACCGCGACAGCCUCCCGCUCCUGCGCACCACCCGCGCCCCCGCCUCCGAGUACAACCCCGACAACUACGCCCGCCUGGUCAGCGCCACCAAGAAGAUGCUGGCUAAAGACACGUUGCCAUUCAAAAUGGUUGCCGUCACACCUCCCCACCAGACGCUGCUGCUGCCGCAUGGCGUGAUAUCGGGGACCCAGGGAGGGGCAAGAGGCCUGGAGAACAGGGGACUGCAUGACGGCUCCUCCUAGCACACCUCCAGCUAAACGGCCCUUUCAAACGCACACACUCUCAUCUGAUGAAAUCUGUUACCUGCGUCUGGUAGUCCAAAGGGGACGCAAGGAGGAUGUCCUCUCUACCAGAGUGGCUCUCUGGCUCCGCAGGAGAGACUAGAUGCUGUGUCAUGACAUGCGUGACUGCCGCUGCUUUGACGGACACCACUGCACACAGUACCAGCAAAGAGUGGGGAUCAUGUGUGAAACUGGAAACUAUUUUAUAUUUCUGUGUGAUUUGCUUAUUUUCAGGGAAGGUGGGGGUGUAAAUAUGUAUAUGUUUUGUGAAUUUGAACAAACAUUACCAGAAGACUGUAUGCCAUGUCCUCGUGUUGUUGUGUCACUGAGGAACACUUUCUCGCUCUGAGCAUAUCCCUAUCUCCGUUCCUACACAAACAUUAUUUCUCUCUCUCUCACUCUCACUCUCCCUUUCCCUCCCUCUAGUGCAAAACUAUUCAGGGCUUUGGCUACCACAGCUCCCACAGUCACUUGAGUCCAAUUCCUUGUCAAUUUAGGACUGUAAGACUCAUGGUUCUCAUUAGCUGGUGUGUCUUGUGACAGUGGAGCCAGCAUGCAGCGCAGGGCCCUGAUCUAAUAUCUCCUCCUCAUCACUGCUGAUUCGCUGAAGGGUGCCUUCUCCACAUAGACUCACGGAAUCACUUCAUUCUUGGAGAUGGGUGCGGGGAAACUUCACUGGCCAAAGCACUCGAUGACGCAAGGGUUAGUGGUGUGAUCGGGAAGACCAAUGACCACCUUCAAGUUCUAAAUCAAGUUCUAAUGAUCUCACGUGAUCUCUUGUGUUUACAACUACUAGGACAUGGCACAUAACAUGAGAAAAACUGUUCAAAGCCAUAUAAGAUGCUGUUUGUGUGUGGCUUGUACUCAUGUGAAACUGAGUUGAAACUGGAGCCAAAGGUCUGCAUUUCAAGUCCAAGGGCUGGAACAGUCACAGGAGCUUUUGCCAAAGGACAGACUUUUAUCGCUUGUGAAGGGAAUAUGUUAUUGGGCCUAAUUUCUUCACCAAAUAAAAGUUUGCAUCAGAUGCCUCUGAUGUCAACAUAACUUUUUUAAGCACAGACAAUAAAAAUAAUAAAUACUCUACUCCUUAUAA
Clupea harengus (Atlantic herring) is the source of this 3548-nucleotide messenger RNA. It is a transcript of the gene slc22a31, whose product is annotated as solute carrier family 22 member 31. NCBI's taxonomy places the organism in Eukaryota, Metazoa, Chordata, Actinopteri, Clupeiformes, Clupeidae. The record is from RefSeq and is a predicted model, not a curated record. Gene Ontology annotation, molecular function: transmembrane transporter activity. Gene Ontology annotation, biological process: transmembrane transport.